This is a messenger RNA of Salarias fasciatus (jewelled blenny), 1515 nucleotides long. RefSeq names its product myostatin b (gene mstnb). The transcript is spliced from 3 exons. Bases 280 to 1410 code for a protein of 376 amino acids. Gene Ontology annotation, cellular component: extracellular region. The record is from RefSeq and is a predicted model, not a curated record. Gene Ontology annotation, molecular function: cytokine activity; growth factor activity. Lineage: Eukaryota; Metazoa; Chordata; Actinopteri; Blenniiformes; Blenniidae.
CCAUCCAGAUAUGGUUUGACAGCGAAAAAAAAGUUUUCAUGUCAGUCGGUCAAAAUUCAUUGUUGCCUGUCCAGCCAAUCAUAGUUUUUGACGACACAAAAGAGGCUAAAGUUGGAGUAUAAAAAGGUGCGCGCUAAUAAAGUAUGAUGCCUAUCAGUGUGGGACAUUAAUCCAAGUCCAGCGCAGCGCGCAUCAGGUCCAGCUCUCACUAAAGGAUCUCUUCCUCUCUUUUUCUUUUUUCUUUUUUUUUUUAAACUCAAACCACACACCUGAGAGAACAUGCAUGUGUCUCAGAUCGUGCUGUAUCUCAGCUUGCUGCUUGCUUUGGGUCCAGUCGCUCUGAGCGACCAUGAGACGCACCAGCAGCCGUCCGCCACCAGCGCAGCGGACACGGAGCAGUGCGCGACCUGCGAGGUCCGGCAGCAGAUCAAAACCAUGCGGCUCAACGCCAUCAAGUCACAAAUCCUGAGCAAGCUGCGGAUGAAGGAAGCCCCGAACAUCAGCCGAGACAUAGUGAAGCAGCUCCUGCCCAAAGCGCCGCCGCUGCAGCAGCUCCUCGACCAGUACGACGUGCUGGGAGACGACAACAAGGACGUGGUGAUGGAGGAGGACGACGAGCACGCCACCACGGAGACAAUAAUGAUGAUGGCCACGGAACCCGAGGCCAUAGUCCGUGUGGACGGGGAGCCAAAGUGCUGCUAUUUCUCUUUCACCCAGAAGUUCCAAGCCAACCGCAUCGUGCGCGCGCAACUCUGGGUGCAUCUGCGCCCGUCGGACGAGGCGACCACCGUGUUCCUGCAGAUCUCCCGCCUGACGCCGGUCACGGACGGGAACAGGAACCCGCGGAUCCGCUCCCUGAAGAUCGACGUGAACGCCGGAGUCAGCUCCUGGCAGAGCAUAGACGUCAAACAAGUGCUGAGCGUGUGGCUGCGGCAGCCGGAGACCAACUGGGGCAUCGAGAUCAACGCCAUCGACACGAGGGGGAACGACUUGGCCGUGACCUCCGCAGAGCCGGGAGAGGAAGGGCUGCAACCCUUCAUGGAGGUGAAGAUCUCUGAGGGGCCCAAGCGCGCCAGGAGAGACUCGGGCCUGGACUGCGACGAGAACUCUCCAGAGUCCCGGUGCUGCCGCUACCCGCUCACGGUGGACUUCGAAGACUUUGGCUGGGACUGGAUUAUUGCCCCAAAGCGCUACAAAGCCAACUACUGCUCCGGGGAGUGCGAGUACAUGCACCUGCAGAAGUACCCGCACACCCACCUGGUGAACAAGGCCAACCCCAGAGGGUCUGCGGGCCCCUGCUGUACCCCCACCAAGAUGUCCCCCAUCAACAUGCUCUACUUUAACCGCAAAGAGCAGAUCAUCUACGGCAAGAUCCCCUCCAUGGUGGUGGACCGCUGCGGAUGCUCUUGAGCUGAGGCGGAGAGCCCCUUCUCCACCAGAGAGAGAGUGGGUGAGGCUCAGUCCAGCACCCUACACCCCACCACACCACCACCACACACACACACACACACACAC